This is a messenger RNA of Pogoniulus pusillus (Red-fronted tinkerbird), 1002 nucleotides long. Its product is annotated as cryptic protein-like. Lineage: Eukaryota; Metazoa; Chordata; Aves; Piciformes; Lybiidae. Gene Ontology annotation, molecular function: nodal binding; activin receptor binding. Gene Ontology annotation, cellular component: extracellular region; cell surface. The transcript has 6 exons. The record is from RefSeq and is a predicted model, not a curated record. The coding region runs from base 95 to 676 and encodes 193 amino acids. Gene Ontology annotation, biological process: anterior/posterior pattern specification; determination of left/right symmetry; nodal signaling pathway.
CUAAAUACAACAGCCUUCAGGGAGGUACUUUGGUCUUCUUCAUUCUGCUCAAGCUUUCGUGGAGGGUCUCGCGGGUAUUUCAGACUGCAGGGACAUGUACUGGAGAAACCACGUUAGAGUUCUUUUCACUGUGACUCUGCUCUGGCAGGCUGUUCAUUUAGGAAAAGGCCAUAAAAAAGACGAACGUGAAGUGAGAAGUCUCAAUGCCACAGCACAAAAGCAGCAGCCCAAGAACGAAGGGACUAUUAUAAAUGCUCUCAGUGACAUGAAUCAGAGUUAUGAAAGCAGAAAGCAACAGAAUUCCAGGGCAUCAGUACCUUUCACUGGGAUUACGGAGAGUAAAAAACUGAACAGACGCUGCUGCCAAAAUGGGGGCACCUGUAUCCUAGGGGCUUUCUGUGCCUGCUUAAAGCAUUUCACUGGCAGAUACUGUGAACAUGAUGAGCGGCAAAGCAACUGCGGUGACAUUGGGCAUGGUGCGUGGGUGCUGAAGGGCUGUUGGCUGUGUCGGUGUGGCUAUGGCACUCUGAACUGUCUCUCAGAAAUAAUGCACGGUAACUGUGAACUGAAAUCGGAAAAGGAGGAAAUUACCAGCCUGUAUUCUAAUGGGCUAAAAUUACAACAGACAGCGUUUGCACUUGCUUGCCUGCUCACCAUCCUCCUUGAGCUCUGCUGAUGAUGACUGUGAAACUAGACAAAAGGAAGCAUGUCGGGGUUGAUGUAACCCUCAUCAUACAAACUUUUUCAUCUGUGAGCUACAGAGGACACUACUACCUACACAUUGGAUGCAGAUGUAUUAGUUAAUGCUGAAUGUUUGAGUUAUUAUAAAUUCAGAUUAUGUGAAUGUGGAGUAUUUAUUAUAUUAUUUUAUUGCUACUAUCAAUGUCUGAUUCUAAUGGUUCUUCAGUUCUAAAAUACUGUUCUUCCAGUGGAAGCAAAAAAACCUCCAAUGUUCUAUGACUAAAGUAUUGUUAAUUAUAGUAAUUUCCUUUGUACACAGUA